AUGAUGUCGACAAAAUUGACCGUUCGCCGCAAAGUGGCCGCCGUCGAUGCCUCACUCGACGAGCUGGAACGCGAACUUCAGCCCCUUCUCUCCCAAUCGCUACCUGAAACUCUCCUUGGCCUCGAAACAAUCCAGCAAGCGAAAUUACAAACCCUUAUCCCAUAUCUUUUGUAUGAUCUAGUAUUCAUUUACCUGAAGACUAAAGGGAUCGAUCCUCGGACACACCCCGUUAUAUCAGAACUUGAACGCGUUAAACAAUAUUUUGAUAAGAUAGCGAAAGCAGAGAAACAGCCCGAAGGUCGGAUUGCACAGGCUAUUGACAAGGCCGCUGCGGGUCGAUUCAUCAAACAUGCUAUCGCUCAGGCCAAGUCGGUCGUCUCUUCAUCAUCCAAAGACGACCCAAUACCUCCCGCAGACUCGUCGAGUGCUCCACGUGUUGAGGUAAAGGUCACAUCGAAGAUGCGCGCUCGCGCGGAAUACGAGAAGGAUCUACAUGAGGGCCGCGAUGAAAGGGAAGAUGAGGAUGGGGGCCUGGAGGUGUUCGAUGAGGACACUGAGAUGGAAGUAGUAGGGGAUGGAGAAGAAACCCAGACGGCAUCGGAGACCGUUACAAACCCACCCUCAUCGAAGAGCACGGGAAAACAAAAAGCCAGAGACUCACCUGUGGAACCUCUAGCUGCAAAUAAACGCAGGCGCCCCGCAUUCGACCCAUUUACUGGUACGUACUUACUUGCUAUCACCGCAGAUGCCGUCGUCACCCAUCAAACACCAAACUUCUUCUUGAUUGACCAUACACGUCUACAUCCAGGUACUCGAAUGCACGAAGAGACGGAAUCAUCGCAACCCCAAUCGUCAGCGAAGAAAACGAAGAAGCGCAAAGCUGUUUUGGAAUCAGAUGGCACGCCUUUGGCUUCGACAUCCCCCACGCCUAAUGCUGAUGCAGCAAAGAACACGGUGCCGUCACAUACUGGCUCCACCGCCACAACGCCGCCUGAGGCAUCCGAAAACGCCUCCCGGAGUAAAACCCCCAAGAAGAAGAGGAAGAAAGCGAAGAAAGAAAGGAAUUCACAAAGGGAGUAA
Messenger RNA from Pleurotus ostreatus (oyster mushroom), 1080 nucleotides. RefSeq lists its product as uncharacterized. Gene Ontology annotation, biological process: maturation of 5.8S rRNA; regulation of gene expression. Gene Ontology annotation, cellular component: nucleolus; exosome (RNase complex). The record is from RefSeq and is a predicted model, not a curated record. Bases 1 to 1080 code for a protein of 359 amino acids. Gene Ontology annotation, molecular function: DNA binding; RNA binding. Lineage: Eukaryota; Fungi; Basidiomycota; Agaricomycetes; Agaricales; Pleurotaceae. The transcript is spliced from 4 exons.